AUGAGCGACCGCGGCACGAAAACUGGCCUAUAUCCGCUCGCGCUGUGCUCGGCGGCGUCCAGCUCGGCGUACGUGGCGAAGAUGAGCUCUCCGGAAGUGGACCAAGAGUCGCCGGAGCGCCUGGCGGUGGUGCUGUACGCACUGGCGGCGGGGUGGAGAUGCAAGAACGCGUGCAUCGCCGACUCGGGCAAGAGAGAACGGCUGCAGCAGGAGCAGGAGGACGUCGAAGAGGCAGCCGACCGCGUGACAGCAGGUGCUGCGGAGGCUGCGGUGCAGACGGAAGACCACAUACCCGCGACAGCAGCAAGGCGGCCGGCUUGUCCGCGGAUGCCAACAGCGCUGUGGAUGUCUAGGACGGAGGAGUCGAUGCCGACCAAGGUGGCGAGCGCAGUGACCAGCGAGGAAGUGAGCGGUGACGCGACCCGCAGUGCGCUACUACACCUGGACGCCCACUGGACGAGUGGCAAGGGAGCAACCUCGACCCCAAUGAGACGACGGAGCAGGUAA
Phytophthora sojae is the source of this 507-nucleotide messenger RNA. RefSeq lists its product as hypothetical. The transcript has 5 exons. Lineage: Eukaryota; Oomycota; Peronosporomycetes; Peronosporales; Peronosporaceae. The record is from RefSeq and is a predicted model, not a curated record. The coding region runs from base 1 to 507 and encodes 168 amino acids.